CCGCCCCGGCACUGCGCGCUCCUCUCCAGGUCUGCUCAUCACCUUCACCGUCAGCGCGGGCAGAGCUGAAAUGUCAGGAGCCGUGAAUGAUGAACCGGGAACACCGGGUGGUCGUCAGAGGUCUGAGAGGAUCCACGUCACGAUCAAAAGUCUUACGGAGAGCAAAGACUUCAGCGUUAGAGGAGGCUGCACCGUCAGACAGCUGAAAUGGGGACUAGCAGAGCGCCUGGGAGUCCCUGCAGAGCAGCUGGUGCUGAGCCACUCCAGCCGAGUCCUCAAAGAGUCAGAGCUCCUGAGUCACCUCAAAGCACAGGAUGAGUCACUCAGCAUCUUUAUGAUCCAAAGGCCACAGCAUCCGUCUGUUGCACCCACCUGUGAUCCACCUUCAGAAAGCCAGUCUGAGCUCACAGCAGUUCUCGAUCCUGACCAUGAUAACUUCACACCGUCUCCCACCUCUCCCCUCUGUCUGGUGGAAGGUCUGGACAGGCUUGGCCUAACAAACAGCGGGCCUGGCUUCUUCCCUGCACUGCAGCGCCAGAUGGAGAGCCAGCUGUUGGCUAACCCGCAGAUGAUGCGCCGUGUCCUGAGCAGCCCUUUAGUGCAGAGCACCCUCUCCACCUCCAGCCCUCAACUAACCAGACAGCUCAUUUUGUCUAAUCCCCAAAUUCAGCAGCUCCUGCAGACGGACCCAGAGGUAGAAGAUAUGCUUAACAACACAGAUGUCAUCACACAGGUGCUGGAGCUCAUCAGGAACCCUGACAUGAUAGAGGAAGUGAUGCGUAAUGAAGACAGAGCACUAGGCAAUUUGCAGCCAGAGCAGGACGACUCUGAAAGCAUCAGCAGUGAUUCUGAUGUGUCUGAGAAGACUGAAACAAAAAGGCAAAAAUUUUCACAGAACCAGAUGGGAGCACCCUCAGUGGUGACUGCAUCAUCUGGGACUCAACAGCCAACUGAAGGAAAAAGCGAGCAGACUCCACCUGUCUCCAGUCAAUCCACAGAUCCUCUCAGAGAACUGACCGCCUCGCCCAUAGCUAAUUCAAACUCUCAGAGCACUGUUACUGCAGGCUUGCAGUCACUGCUAGAGGAGAUCACUUCCACUCCAGGACUGACGGAGAGUCUGCUGUCUGGGCCGUACGUCAGCAGUCUCCUCAACUGCCUCGGACAGAACCCUGACCUGGCUGCACAGAUGCUGCUGAGCCACCCUUUGUUCUCAGGAAAUCCUCAGCUGCAGCAGCAGAUGAGACAGCAGAUCCCUCUCUUCCUGCAACAGAUGCAGAGUCCAGAGCUGCUGGCAGCCAUGUUGAACCCCAGAGCCAUGGAGGCUCUGCUACACAUCCAACAGGGCUUACAGACUCUGGCUGCAGAGGCUCCUGCACUGAUACCUGCGACUGUAAACGUUGGAGUCAGUGUUAAUGCUGCCCCUGAGCGAGCCUCGGACUCUGUCCUCAACAGCCAAUCAGGAAGUGGUCCUCAGGUUGCCAUGGCGACAGAGCAGCAGCAGCAGCAGUUUGUACAGCAGAUGCUACAGGCGCUGGCGAACACCGAUCAUGGGGUCCAUGUAGAGGAGGCCGAGUUCCAGGACGAGUUGGAGCACCUGAGCUCAAUGGGCUUCAGAGACAGAAAGGCAAAUCUUCAGGUCCUCAUCAGAACUGGAGGAGACCUCACCACGGCUAUACAGCAUCUGCUCAGUCUCUGACACACACUCACACAUGUGCACACACACACACACACAUACACACAUUCUUGUACUAUCUAUCUUUGUGAGGACCCUCAUUGACAUAAUGCAUUCCCUAACACACCUAGCUCUCACCUGAACCCUAAAACCAAGUCUUAACCCUCAAACAGGCCUAAAUGUCCUCACUUUGCAAAAAUGUCCUCACUCUGUUGCCAAAAUAUGUUCUAUGGUCCUCACUGUGUAGCAUGUACAAGUACACAUACACACACAUAUGUUGAUCUGUGCAUACUCACAUAUAUAAGUGAAUGCACAUACAUAUUAUAUUUAAGCUCAUACACUUGAUCACAUUAUGAUCGAUUACAAAGUGCUCUACAAAAAACAAACACAGGAAACAUGCAAGCCAUAUUUAUAUUGCUGCACUUAUAUUCAUUCCGUAACUCCUCUCACUAACCUCUGUGUGCAGUAGUAAAUUAUGUUUCUUUCAAGCAUAACAGCAGUGGUGGGGAGUAACUAAUUACAUGUAAAUGAAUUAUAAAAGAAAUGUAGUUGCAAUCAGUCACAGUUGCUGAAAAAAAUAAUGUUGGUAAUUACAAAGGGGUUACAUCUGAAUAUAUUCUUUUUGGUAGAAAGCUUAUACUAGAAUAAAGCACUUCUUCUGACAUAGCAUAUUUUCAGAUAUUUUUCAGCUUUAUCACCCAGUUUAAGGCUUUUGUUUGAAAAGUAAUCAAAUGUAAUAAGUUACAUUACUUUGAUGAAGUAAAUAAAAUAGUUACAUGACUUAUUUCAUUUCAACAGGGUAACUAAUCUAUAACCGAUUACAUUUCAAAUGUAACCUUCCCAACACUGCAUAACUGACGCCCUUACCUCAGUACACCUCACACUUGUUUUUCCUUAUUUGAAUAGUGUGUGCCGUAAGCUUUACAGACUGUGCAUCCCUUUGAGGAAAAGGUGUGAUAUGUGAUAUUUGGCUGUAUAAAUACAUGUAAAACUGACUUGACAUGUUUUGUAUGAAUUGAGUAAAUGUACACGAGUUAAUAUUAGGGUAGAAACGAAAGAAUGCAAUCACUUUCACCCUUUCAGAGACUAUUGCUGUGUCAUAGUACACUUCCAUGUAGUACACUGUGUACACUAUGUACUUAUAAUGCGUGCAUCCAGACUGUUGCUGGCCAUAAUAUCUGCUGGCUUGUCCUCUUGCCUAUUCACCGGAGCAACUGCAGCUGCUUCCACUGCCACCAUUUUCACAAGUUUGGUGAUCCCUCCCCUUCUGCUAUGUAGCCAAGAUGGCGACCAUUGAAUAAAUGAAUGAAUGACUUAAUUUCAAACCAAAAAUGUAAAAAUAAUUUUAAAAAAAAACCUAGACAAAGAUAACAGUGUCUGACAAGGAGCAGGUAGAAGUAAA
Epinephelus moara (kelp grouper) is the source of this 3074-nucleotide messenger RNA. Its product is annotated as ubiquilin-1-like. Gene Ontology annotation, cellular component: cytosol. Gene Ontology annotation, biological process: ubiquitin-dependent protein catabolic process. The transcript is spliced from 11 exons. The coding region runs from base 71 to 1696 and encodes 541 amino acids. The record is from RefSeq and is a predicted model, not a curated record. Gene Ontology annotation, molecular function: polyubiquitin modification-dependent protein binding. Lineage: Eukaryota; Metazoa; Chordata; Actinopteri; Perciformes; Serranidae.